Glycine soja is the source of this 1674-nucleotide messenger RNA. RefSeq names its product E3 ubiquitin-protein ligase At3g02290-like. Bases 734 to 1423 code for a protein of 229 amino acids. The transcript is spliced from 5 exons. Lineage: Eukaryota; Viridiplantae; Streptophyta; Magnoliopsida; Fabales; Fabaceae. Gene Ontology annotation, molecular function: ubiquitin-protein transferase activity. The record is from RefSeq and is a predicted model, not a curated record.
ACACUUUGGGUGUGAUUUAUGUCUUUUUUAUGUUCUAAAAUUAUGAUCACGAUUUUUCAUCUUAUAGUAAUGAUGUUCAUGUUGUUGGUUGAGUCAUUUGCAUAGCUUGAUAGUAAAGAAAAUAAUUUUUUUUCUUUUUUGGUCCUAAAUUUGAAGUUGAGAUGGUGCAAGGGAAGUUGUCGGCGAGUGGCAAAAGACUAAAAACUGAAAAGUUUUGCCAUUUGAAUAAUCAAAUUUUGGCAUAUUCUUAUUUGAAUUUUAUAUUAGUUAUUUUAUGUUACACUCGUGAACUUUGUGUUGAUCUUACGUUAUGGUUCUGAUUUUGCUGUUCUGAAAUGUGUACAUGUUGCAUUGGACUUUGGAGCAUGAGCAUUAGCUGCAUUGACCAGAUAUUCAUGUGCACUAAGUCAAGACAAAUGAUCAAUCAUUAUUUUAAAAUAUAAAAUAUUUAUGUGGCUCCAAAAUUUUUGUUGUCAUUUAAUAGUUAAUACUAUAGGAUAAUAGGAAUUGGUCUAAAUAAUACACACACACGCACAUAAUUUCUUGUCUAGCUGAUUAAAGCUUAUUUGUUUUAAUUGCUCAAAUAAUGGCAUGACAUGAAUGAUAACUUCAGCGAACUUCACAUGUUUUUCAGUGUUGUUAUUAUUGUUCUUCUUUAAUGCUGUUUUGAUGUAAUUUGCAGUUGAAGUGUGGAAAAAAUCUUAAGCUAAAGGCAAUUUGGGAAGCUGGAACAAUGGGUUCUGUUUGUUGUUGUUUGAGUUUUGAUGAUUUUGAAGAUUAUGUAAAUCCAAAUAGUCCUGUAUAUAGGAACUGUGUGUGUCUCAGUUGCUUGAUACAGAACCUUUUGAUUGUGUAUUCUUCAAUAUUCCGUAGAGGGGAUGCACAUUCAAUUCCUUCAUCUAUUCAAGGGGCAGCAUCUAUAACUUCAGCAGCAUCACUCGAUAAUUCUCUAUCUGACAUGUAUCGCUCUCCUCCAAGGCCAUUACCAUAUGAUGCAGAACCCAGAUAUUUCCGCUCGCAACGUGAUGGACUAGUUUCAAGGCGUGAGAAGGGUUCAAGUCAUUCAAAUGAGGAAACAGAACCUCUAAGAAGUAAUGCAGAUGUGGAUCCAGAAUCCUUAAAUUCAGGAGACAAAUGGAAGGAAAGUGCCUGUGAAGCUGGAUCAAAGGAAUACCGUUCUAAGUCCUCACUAAGACUUCAAUCAACAAAAUAUUCAACUGGAGUUGGUCUUGUCUAUGCAUCAUCAGAGGAGGAGGAUGUCUGUCCAACUUGUCUUGAAGAAUACACUAAAGAGAAUCCAAAGAUAAUGACAAAAUGCUCUCAUCAUUUUCACCUUGGUUGCAUUUAUGAGUGGAUGGAGAGAAGUGACAACUGUCCUGUCUGUGGAAAGGUGAUGGUAUUCGAUGAAACGACUUUCACUUGAUUACAAGGUCUGUGUUGUGGAUGAAGUCAGCAACUGAGGCAUGGAAGAAUAUAAGCUUAUAGACAUUGUGAAUACUACAUAUUAAGUGUCUGUCAUGUAUAGUAAGUAUGAAAAGUUUCCUUAACCAUUGUUGUGAGUUCAUUCUAAUCCCACUUGUUUUUGUGUUUAAAAAUUUCCGCAUGUCCAAAACCGUGAAGAAAGAAAGAAUAUCUAAUUUUAGAUGGAAACUUUGUGAUGAUGGCUUUAACAUA